Messenger RNA from Spinacia oleracea (spinach), 1094 nucleotides. Its product is annotated as ylmG homolog protein 1-2, chloroplastic. Gene Ontology annotation, biological process: chloroplast fission. The coding region runs from base 125 to 832 and encodes 235 amino acids. Gene Ontology annotation, cellular component: membrane; chloroplast. The transcript has a single exon. Lineage: Eukaryota; Viridiplantae; Streptophyta; Magnoliopsida; Caryophyllales; Amaranthaceae. The record is from RefSeq and is a predicted model, not a curated record.
CAUACUCAAAGCCCAUAAAGGCCCUAACUCUGGCUCUUAUCAGAACAUCAUCCACACUCUUCUCACUUUCUCUCUCCUCUUCGUCGAUAACAACAACAUCAACGAAGAAGAAGCUCUGAGAAAAAUGGCGACAAUAACAGCUUCUUCUCAAUCACUCUUCCUCCUUAGCCCUAAAAUACUUUCUCUCUCCACCGCACUAACCACCAGAAAAAACCUCUCCUUCACCACCCCCAUCGCAAAAACCACCGCCACCACUGGUCUUUCUCUCAGAAUUAGGGCUUCUUCGUCUUCUUUAUCUCCUUCUCCGACAUCGUCAAUUCCAUCGAAUCCACUCCCCUUCGACUAUUCUCUACUAUCCACCUCUACUCGCACAAUCACCACCCUGAUCGCCACCGUCUUCGUCGUCUCGAAAGUCCUCGCCACCAAAAUCAGCUCGAUUUUACCCUGCCCAACCCCCGCCGAGCUCCAAAAUCUUUACGCCAUGAAGAAAAAUCUACUAGGUUCAGUGGGUCCGUUGUUCUUCGCCGCACUGAAAGACCGCCCAAGUGGUUCUCUCAACACUCCAUUAACCGUCGUUGCGGCAGGAAUGGCGAAAUGGCUCGACAUCUACAGCGGUGUGUUGAUGGUUAGGGUUUUGCUCAGUUGGUUCCCGAAUAUCCCUUGGGAUAGACAACCAUUAUCAGCAAUUAGGGAUUUGUGUGAUCCUUAUCUGAAUUUGUUUAGAAACAUAAUUCCUCCAAUUUUUGACACGUUGGACGUGAGCCCACUGUUGGCUUUCGCGGUAUUGGGGACUCUCGGCGCUAUUUUGAGCAGCAGUCUUGGGAGUUAUUGAUGGAGCUAUAUAUGUUCGGUAUCGUUGAAUUUUGUUCAAGUUUUUAUCAAAUUUUUGUUAUAAGAAUGAAUUUUGCCUGGUGAGUAUGUUUAAGAACAAUGAAAUAUACUAAUUUAGUAAGCUGUUAGUUUUACAUUAGGUGAAGAAAAGAAAUCAUCAAAUUGUUGGGGAAACUUGAGCCUAUAAUUAUAUAAUUAUAUGUAUUUAUGCUAUGUUAACUUUUGUUAUUCUGAUAAAGUAAUUGAGUGAGUUGUUUAUGGUA